Molecule: messenger RNA, 384 nt
Organism: Clonostachys rhizophaga
Lineage: Eukaryota; Fungi; Ascomycota; Sordariomycetes; Hypocreales; Bionectriaceae
Source: the annotation of a GenBank genome assembly
AUGUAUAUCCCCACUGCUCAGAGCGUGUUGACUGCCGGCUUGGCGCUGACUGGCACAUUGACCAGCCCUUCGACCGUGAGCGAGGGCAAGGUCCUAGACUUCGCCGUUGAGAAAUGCAUCGAUGCCGACGGCAACCGCCGAUGUUCCGAUCCUUUUCUCGUCACCAAGUCCACCUGCUACCACUUCAAAUGGAGCACCGAGGGGGCACUCACGCACACCACGGCCGAAGUCCGUGAUGCCGGAUCAAACGAGAUUGUGCACUAUUCGGACACUGAUGGAGACUGGAAGCCCAAGAAGGGAGAGCUGGUUUACAUCGACUUCAAGCCCAAGAUCCCCGGAACGGGCAAUUCAACGGUCGAGUACAAGGUUACAACAUGCGAAUAA